Messenger RNA from Chilo suppressalis (striped riceborer), 1916 nucleotides. NCBI's taxonomy places the organism in Eukaryota, Metazoa, Arthropoda, Insecta, Lepidoptera, Crambidae. The record is from the annotation of a GenBank genome assembly.
GUCAGUGUCAAUCAGUCGUUCAAAAUGGCUUAAAAUUAUUCAAAGCCGGUUUUCAACUGAGUGAGACCGAGCUUCGUGGUUAGGUGUCCUAUCUUUUUUCUGUAACUUAACCUUCCAUAUUCACAGUUUUCUAUUGAAAUAAUUAAUUAGUUAGAUUACUUGUAAAAAUCGGAUAAUAAUAGCUUUCUGUUAUUGUAUUGUUAAGUGGACAUUACAUCUCCAUUACCAUUACCACGUGUGCACAGCGUAUUGAAUUUUACAGAAAUAUUACUUAAAAAUUCGUUAUAAAACCUUUUAAUCAACGACGAUCUCUCUAAACAGGUACCUUAAUUUUCAUUCCACUUAUUACGAAUUAUUGCAAGAUGUCUGUGAAAGCAGAAGGAGAUCUACGUGAUGGUCUGGCGGCAACGGAGAUAUUCGCUAAUAGCGACGGCCUCACCUACAAUGAUUUUUUAUUGCUACCUGGGUAUAUAGAUUUCACAGCCGAAGAGGUGGAUCUCACUUCACCACUUACCAAAAGGCUCAAACUGAAAGCGCCACUUGUAUCCACACCAAUGGACACGGUAACGGAAGCUGAUAUGGCCAUUGCUAUGGCUCUCUGCGGAGGCAUCGGUAUCAUACAUCACAACUGCACUCCAGAGUAUCAAGCAAACGAAGUUCACAAAGUCAAGAAAUACAAACAUGGAUUCAUCAGAGAUCCUGUUUGCAUGGGACCAAGCAAUACAGUUGCUGAUGUUAUAGAAGCUAAAAAGAAGAAUGGGUUCACUGGAUACCCCAUCACAGAUAAUGGUAAACUGGGCGGUCGCCUCAUUGGCAUUGUUACUUCUCGUGAUAUUGAUUUUAGGGAAGGGGAUCCUCACUUGAGUCUCAAAGAAGUAAUGACACCUAUUGAAGAAAUGAUAACAGCUCAGUCAGGUGUAACACUCCAAGAUGCUAAUUAUAUCUUGGAAAAGAGUAAGAAAGGCAAACUCCCUAUCAUAAAUGCAGCUGGUGAGCUUGUUGCAUUAAUAGCGAGAACUGACUUGAAAAAAGCUCGUAGCUACCCAAAUGCAUCUAAGGAUUCCAACAAACAACUCUUAGUUGGAGCUGCUAUUGGUACUAGAGAAGCCGACAGGGAACGCUUGAAAUUACUUGUUAAUAAUGGAGUUGAUGUUAUUGUCUUGGACUCAUCACAAGGCAACUCAAUAUAUCAAAUACAAAUGAUUAAACACAUAAAACAGACCUAUCCUAAUAUUGAUGUUAUAGGAGGCAAUGUUGUAACAAGAAUGCAAGCCAAGAAUCUAAUUGAGGCUGGAGUAGAUGCAUUGAGGGUUGGAAUGGGCAGUGGAUCUAUUUGUAUUACUCAAGAGGUGAUGGCUUGUGGCUGUCCCCAAGCCACAGCAGUCUACCAGGUAUCUUCUUAUGCAAAACAAUUUAAUGUUCCUGUCAUUGCAGAUGGAGGUAUUCAAUCUGUGGGACAUAUUGUAAAGUCACUAGCACUGGGGGCUUGCUCAGUCAUGAUGGGUUCCCUCUUAGCAGGUACCUCUGAAGCACCAGGUGAAUAUUUCUUCUCAGAUGGUGUGCGACUGAAGAAAUAUAGAGGAAUGGGUAGCUUGGAAGCUAUGGAAAAUAAAGAUGGUAAAGGAUCAGCAAUGAGUCGAUACUUCCACAAGGAGAGUGAUAAGCACAGAGUAGCUCAAGGUGUUAGUGGAAGCAUUGUAGACAAAGGGUCUGUCCUCAGGUUCCUCCCAUACUUACAAGCAGGGAUGCAGCAUAGUUGUCAGGAUCUUGGUGCUAAAUCAGUAGCACGUCUUCGUGAGAUGAGCUAUUCUGGAGAUCUUAGAUUCAUGAAGAGAACACACUCUGCACAAUUAGAAGGAAAUGUUCAUGGACUAUUUUCCUAUGAGAAGAGAUUAUUUUGAACAUCAAUGACAAUG